Molecule: messenger RNA, 2229 nt
Organism: Schistocerca piceifrons (Central American locust)
Lineage: Eukaryota; Metazoa; Arthropoda; Insecta; Orthoptera; Acrididae
Gene: M6
Product: neuronal membrane glycoprotein M6-a
Exons: 7
Coding region: 593-1498 (301 amino acids)
Biological process (GO): neuron projection development
Cellular component (GO): plasma membrane
Source: RefSeq, a predicted model, not a curated record
CUGUGCCCGUGUGCCGUGUCUCAUACAUAAUGUAUUGUCUUAAAAAUUGCGGAUUUUCAUAUCCUCAUACUAAUCUGAGUUACUGAGGGACUUCAUGUCAUACGUAAAAAUAGAGGGACCAGCAGCCUAAGUUAUAGUGUCUAGUCUAGUCUAGUAUGAUUCAAGUGUUGCAUUACUUUUGUAACUCCCGCUGAGUUGAGCUUCUUUUUUUACCCAACUUUUUAGAACGACAAUAAAACAGAGUUCAUGUGUCACGCACACCUGUUGUCGUUGUAGAUUACAAGACGCGAAGACAAAUUGCUGUCUCAGGGUGAACGUGUAUUUAUACAAUGUAUUUGUCAAAUAGUUUCGUUGUAUAAGUGCUGUCAGUUAAAAAUGGCGCACCUUUGGAAUUUUGGGCGUAGCAUAGUGCUUGAUGCCUGAAAUACUAUCGGGGUGAAACCUGUUUUAAUUUGGAACAUAUGCACCGUCGUUCUGUUUAGUAAACAUCCUGUAAAACUAAAUAAUAUACGAUACUGGGAACUGCAGUUGAGGGGAGAAAUGGUUCAGCCCUAUGUCUAACUGAGUGAUAAGUGUUUAAUACUGGCUGAAAAUGGGUCCUAGAAGAAAAACCAAUGCACAGCGUGAAGAAACCCAAGCUCAGUUUAUGCCCCUACGAAGACCGUCGGCAUACUCACACGAUAGUGUAGGAAGAUUUUCAGAACAUUUCUUGCAUGAUGACGUAUCAGUGGGUGGAUACAAAACAGCUAGUGACAAGUGCCGUGAUUGCAUGACGCGCAUCCCAUAUGCCACCCUCAUUGCUACAAUUAUGUGCAUUGUGGGAGUGGGUGUAUUUUGUGGAACCAUGUAUCGUGGUGCGACACUCAGCAUCUUGAUGUUCAAUGAAGUCUUCCAUCUUCGUCUUGGCUGGUUAGAAGCAGUGCAGAUGGUUUUUGUCAUAAUUGGAGCCAGCAUGGGUGCCCUUGGGCUUAUGAUUUUGUUCGUUGGCUGUUUGGCAACUGGGACGACGAGACACAAAGUUUAUCGUGCCUGGGGAGCACGUGUUGGGGGCCGAAUCUCUUGUGCAGUGUUCAUGAGUAUCACCUACAUCCUGCAGCUUGCCUGGGUGCUGAUGUUGUGUUUCCUUGUUAUAGUAACACUUAUUUAUACAAUAUUUUGGGCACUUUGCUCCAGCUCUCGGGUGCAGUUAAAUCAUCAGUGUAUUGAUUUCAAGCAAUUCGACUUUCUCUUUCCUCCAAAGACGCCCCCUGCAGACAUGGAAGUGUGUGAAGAUGAACUGAAACUGUUCUGCAAAGACUAUGUGGAACGUGCAGAAGUUAUGUUUAUUCUUGCGUCUGUCUCAUGUUUGUUGGUGAUCCUCAGUCUUAUUCAUUAUUUAAUGUGCCUUUCUGCAAAUUAUGCACACAUUCGAGAUCAUGAGAAAUUCCAGGAACUUCAGGAACUUCAAUAUCUGCAGGACCCUGAAAUGUCUGUUGCUGGAUCAAAAGACCGAUUCUAAGCUGCCAGAAUGCAGUUGAGCUGGGAUAACGUCUGACAUUUGCGUUUAUAAAAUGUUUAGUGUACUGUGUUGGUUUGUCUAAAGUGUGCCUGUAUUCAUACGGCAGGAAAGGGGACCAUGUGUACCUGUUGUGGAGAAUUAUUAUUAUGGUUAUUAUUAUUAUUAUUAUUAUUAUUAUUAUUGAUCAACUGUGUUACAUUUUAUGUUUCACACUGAUUAGAAUUAUCUUCCCAAACUUUUUUAUGACCACACAUGUAUCUUCAUUGUUCAGUAGCUACAGUUGUAACCGCAGGCCAAUUCUGCAAGAGGAAUGCCAUCUAUUUGUAACCUGAAGGUAGUUGUCAUCUCAUUGAUUAAGAGUUGUAAUUAUUUACACACUUUCAAAGUACUUGCAAAAUUAGGUUGAUAUUAAUGAAAAUGUUUCAGAUUUCAGUGUGAGAAGUGUUAAAUUGUCGUUUGAGAGGUGCUUUCACAAAUGUGAUUUCCAGUAUUGCUGUGUCCCUACAGAAUCCUGUAUCAUAUCAGUUGAGCAGGAAAAGUCUAGAGAGUUCACUCCCCCCCCCCCCCCCCCCUCCCCUCUCCCUCAAUAAAAUUUCUCUUCUGGUUCACUUCACAUUGCUUCAGUAUUUUAGGUAAAGUAAUAUAAUUUUAUUGUGCAAGAAAAAUGAGUAGUGUAAUGGUAAUUCUUUAAACAAAAAAAAAAGAGUACCUAAAAAGCUAUCAUUUUGUGA